AUGUGCACUAGUCGGUGGCAGCACUUCGCUCCAGAAGCAGAGCGGCACGCUCAAGAGAAGAACAAGAGAAGAAGAAUGUGCAAAAACAAAGCUGUGAAAGUUCGAAGUUUAAGUGAAACGAAAAAAUUUGGUGUUGCAGCAAAAAAUGUAAAUGAAUUACUUAAAAAGGGCUGUACACUGUUACAGCUUCCACUUACUGGUGCUCAGGUUUGUUUAUACUCAGAUGGGACAAAGGUGACAGAGGAAUCCUUCCCAACUCUUCCCGACAAUACUGAACUUGUUCUUCUGUGCAAAGGCCAAAAGUGGAGCGGGGCUCUGUGUGACAUUGGUCAGUUGCUGAGCACAGACCGCCAUGCUGAUGACCUCAUCAAAGCUGCCAAGGGGCUUCUGUCAGAUGAAAAGUCUCCUAAAAGGCGCAAACUGCUGUGUGACCUGCUGCUGAACCUGGAGGACAAAUCUGAGCUGGAGAACAGAGACGAGGAUGAAGGCUGGUUCAGCGGUGUUGAUGCUCGUUUCAAGACAAAGGCUGCCUACAUGAAGUUCAACUGUGAAAGCAGGAUACGAAGCUACAUGAAAGAGGUGGAAGAUGCAAAGAAAAGCAUCCAGAAAACUAAAGUUGAGGCAGAGUUUCGCAAAACAUCCAAGUGUCUGACAGACAUGCUGAAGUCUGCGAAGUACAACAGCUGUUACUUUGACCGCACCGAACAGAAACCGAAGCGUCUCUGUACUCAGGAGGGAUGGUUCACCUGCCAGGGAUCCUUUGACCAGGAGAGGUGUCCGUCUCUCCACUCCAUCAACCCGUACAGCAGCCGAGAGAGCAGGAUCAUCUUCAGCACCUGGAAUCUCGACCACAGGAUCGAGAAGAAGAGGGCGAUCAUUCCCACCCUGCUGGACUCUCUGCAGAAUCACAUGAGUUCCGACAUCAAUCUGGACUAUUUCUACGAGCUGCUGUUCACGAGGAGCAACCUGAAGCUGGUGCACAUCGUCUGCCACAAGAAAGGCGUUCACAACCUGCAGUGUGACACCACCAAGAUUUUUAAACAGGCCAAAUAUGAGUCAAAAGGCAAACGCAGGCGUCUGCUCUGAGAUGUUUUUAGUCAAAACUGUUGUUUUCAUUGAUAAUCAUGUAUUUUGUCACUUUUGUGACUUACAUAUCAUCUGCAGUAUAUAUAUUUUUUUAAUUAAGUCAGUGUUGUUUGAAGCUGUCAUGGAGACUGGACCUGCUGGGUUAAAGUCUGCAGACAAAAUCUUCAGUCAAGAACAACUUUAUUUCUUUUUACAUUGUAAAUGUAGUUUGGUUAUAGUGAAAACUCAAAGUUGCAUAGCAAUAUGAAAAAUGUUUUUUGUAUGAAUAAGGCAUGAAUUAAAAAGGUAGCAAAAUUAA
Messenger RNA from Thalassophryne amazonica, 1384 nucleotides. It is a transcript of the gene dffb, whose product is annotated as DNA fragmentation factor, beta polypeptide (caspase-activated DNase). Gene Ontology annotation, cellular component: cytoplasm; nucleus. Gene Ontology annotation, biological process: apoptotic process; apoptotic DNA fragmentation. Gene Ontology annotation, molecular function: DNA endonuclease activity. The transcript has 8 exons. Lineage: Eukaryota; Metazoa; Chordata; Actinopteri; Batrachoidiformes; Batrachoididae. The coding region runs from base 1 to 1086 and encodes 361 amino acids. The record is from RefSeq and is a predicted model, not a curated record.